Molecule: messenger RNA, 636 nt
Organism: Eremomyces bilateralis CBS 781.70
Lineage: Eukaryota; Fungi; Ascomycota; Dothideomycetes; Eremomycetales; Eremomycetaceae
Product: alpha/beta-hydrolase
Exons: 4
Coding region: 1-636 (211 amino acids)
Source: RefSeq, a predicted model, not a curated record
AUGAGCAAUGGCUUUGGCGCGAUAAAAUAUAUGGGCAUGUUGCCUUUCACCGAGCGGUUUCCGGCCGAGCUUCCCGUCACGGUGCUGCUUUACAACAAUCGAAAUCUUGGUGCGAGCGAUGGAGAGCCUCGACAGGAGGUCAUUCCUGCUCAUCAAAUCGCCGACUACAGUGACGCAAUCACCUAUGCUCAGCUACGACCAGACGUUGAUGAGAAGAAGAUAGUAGUCUGGGGCACGAGCUACAGUGCCGUUCAUGUUCUCACGGUUGCAGCCGUUGAUCGAAGAGUGAAGGCGGUGAUCAGCCAGACCAACUUCCAUAGGAUGACCAGAAACGAUUUGGUGAAGAACAUAGAAGCCCUAUUCGACAAGGAUCGACAAGGACAUGUUAGAGGCGAACCAGCAAUGACGAUAAAGAACGUAUCCAACCAAUCCGAGGAGGAACUUUGCAAUCUUCCGACUCCAGAUACAUACAAUGCGUCGGGCUACAUCCAUCACAUCUCUCCCACGCCAUUGCUGAUGUGCGUUGCGGACAAGGAUGAGCUUACACCUACCGAUAUUGCCAUCGAAUCCUACUCGCGUACACGGGAGCCCAAGGACAUCUAUAUCUUCCCUGGCGGUCAUUACGACGGUUAUUAG